GGUCUGCCCACCCUGCCCUGACAUUUCUCGACUUCCAAACGCUUAUACUCCGUACUAUAUUUAUAAAUUAAAUACGCGCAGAUCCGCAGUUGAGAGAUUGAGAAAAGAAAGAGGCAUAGGUUAUAACUUAUAAGUGGAGUGAUUAAUAAUUAAGAUGAAGGUGGUUUCGUUCAUAAUAGUCAUCAACAUCUUCUUGGUUCAUGGUUUGGCACUCGACGACGGGAAGAAGAAGAAUAUGAAGAUGAGCUAUGGUGGCGACGAAGAGGCGGCGGCGGCGGAAGGUUUGAAUCCAUUGAAUUAUGAAGAAUCAUUAAGAGCAGGCGGAGUACGGUUACCAUCUCCCAUGCCCAACCCCUCACGCCACCAAAUUCCUUUUCCGCCCCCGCCUCCCUCUCCGCCUCCACGUGUCACGGCAGAAAGUCAUGUCCUCUUUCAAAUGAAUGGAAUAUUGUGACAGGAGAGUAUGCAAAGCAGUGUCUCGAGUUAGCCGUGGAGUUGGGUCUCACUUCAAUAGAUUUAUGGUCCAAAAUGCAGGAAACCAUGGGUUGGCAGAAGAUAUUCUUAAUCUGACCUCAAAAGAAGCAGACAAAACCAUGGGAACACCAAGAAGUAGACGAAAGUAGUCAGCUGCUAUGGAUGAUUUAGCUUCUCCAGAUGACAAUGCUGACAUGUAGAAUAGUGUUUUCAACUACACUGAAAAGCUAUAUAAUGGAGCCUCUAAAAAAGAGUUACUGAUAAUGGAGCUAACAAUUUAUUUUCUUUCUUCUUUUACAUUGGAUAUAACUAUGAAAACAGAAUGAUGUAACUCUGUUUAUGUCGUUUACUGACCAGAAUCAUGAGUUCUUAGAAUGUAAACAGAAUGAUUCAUAUCUUAUUCUAAACUAAAACGUUGGCUUGAAAAUAUGUUGGUUUGUAUCUUUAAGUUCGUUAUUUCGAUGUGAGAUGAUUCAUCCUUAGCAAUCCCUGAAAUGCUAAUAAAACUUGAAGUGCAUUUCAC
This is a messenger RNA of Cuscuta epithymum, 997 nucleotides long. The record is from the annotation of a GenBank genome assembly. Lineage: Eukaryota; Viridiplantae; Streptophyta; Magnoliopsida; Solanales; Convolvulaceae.